Messenger RNA from Theobroma umbraticum, 1162 nucleotides. The record is from RefSeq and is a predicted model, not a curated record. NCBI's taxonomy places the organism in Eukaryota, Viridiplantae, Streptophyta, Magnoliopsida, Malvales, Malvaceae.
AUGGUUCAACAAAGAAUAGACUCUAAAUUCAGUGAAUAUGGACUGCGGAAUCCAGAUAAUAACUCGCCCACUUGUGAUAAACAACCUCCAGUUGGUGCAAAGAAGACACCAUUGAGAGAUCUGCAGAACGAAAAUAGAAUUGUGCCCAACUCCACGGGAAGCUCCCCAUUUUCUAAAGAUAGAGGACCUGUUAUUGAUCCUAUUAAGUUUUCUGGUACUAAGAGACCAUCCCCUGAAUGCCCUGUGAGCCCCUCCCACUACCAAUCUCGAAGCAAUAGUGCUGCAAGUGGGCAUCUUGUCUAUGUCCGUAGAAAAUCUGAAGCAGAAUUAGGGAAAAGCGGUGCUUUUGAUGGUGACGGUAUAAGUAAUUGCCAACAGCUGACGCAAGUUGGUCAAAUGGAGGAAAUUAACCAAAAAAAAGCCCAAAUAAAGGAGCCAAAAGUUCCUUGUUUUCCAGCAUUUGCACCACUCCCAAUGGCUUCCUUGACUAGUUCAUCUGCAAAACCUUCAGUACUAUUACCUCUUGGAAAGUCUGCUAUGAGAUUAACAUCAUCAGAAUCCAAUCAACAUCCAGCUGUUUCUGCUACCUCUUUGUUAGAUGGUCCAAAAGGAAAUACAAAACUUCAUUGGGAAGAGCGGUAUUAUGAAUUGCAGAUGUUUUUGAAAAUGUUGGACCAAUCCAAUCAAGAGGAUUAUAUCCAGAUGCUUCGAUCUCUUUCUGCUGGUGAACUCAGCAGACAUGCUAUUGAGCUUGAAAAAAGAUCAAUUCAGCUCUCACUGGAGGAAGCAAAAGAGGUGCAGCGUGUUGGCAUUUUAAAUGUAUUGGGAAAAACUAUGAAGGUGGCUAAAGCACCCUCCUGUCAACCAGAUCAGUCCUACAAAUAAAUGGCAUCAAGUGCAAGGUAGUAGGUGUUGUAACCUAUCCAUCCAGAGCAGGCGCACAAACGUGCACACUUGUUCCUUCCGCCUAGUUUUUCUGCAGUGGUCACUUCUGUGCUCGCAUCUGGUAUUUACUGUAGUUUUCAACUUGGAAUAUCCUCUGUAUAUUUUUCCUACCAAAAGCUAUGGAACAGUAUCAAAUUCAAACACUACUGUCAUAUAUUGUUGAAAUGAUCCUUCAAUUUGCUGCUAUCAAGCCUAGUCUUCCCUGUUAAAUUGGCUU